Effrenium voratum is the source of this 1890-nucleotide messenger RNA. NCBI's taxonomy places the organism in Eukaryota, Dinophyceae, Suessiales, Symbiodiniaceae. The record is from the annotation of a GenBank genome assembly.
AUGGCCAUGACUCAGUUGGGCGGAGCCAGCCUGCGGGUGGGCAACAAGGACAUCCUUGUGAGCCCCGAGGAGGCCGGCGCCAUUUGCCCGCGCGGCGGGGAGCCGCCGCAGAACCACGCCCUGUUGGACAAAGAUGGCCUCAACGCCGGCGUGGUGGAGGAUUCCAUCCGCAACCAGUUCUGCAACCACAAUCCGUACUCCAAUAUCAAUGACAUCACGCUCUGCGUCAACCCGUUCCGGUAUCUUCCAAUCUUUGACCAGGGCUUCAUUGACAAGUACGCGUCCUUGGAUCCACGCUUGCCUCCUCACAUCUUCAACGCCUCGGCAAAAGCGUACAAGCGGUGUACGCAGAAGAAGGAGAGCCAAGUGCUGCUUCUGCUGGGGGAGCGUUGCUCCGGGAAGUCCGUCGCUUUUGAGCACCUCCUCGGCUUUCUGGGCACCACCGCGGGCGAUGGGGAUGAGGAGUUCCGGCAGCUGCUGCGGGCCCUGCGCCCGCUGAUCUCGGUGACCCGGAGCUGCGGCCGGCAGAGCUGGCUGUCCACCCGGGCCAUGCUGGAGGCAGACCUUGGCCUCGAUGGCGACGGCUUCAUUUGCCGCACCCUGCUCACGGUCCGGUGCCUGGAGACGCAGCGCAUCACCUUGGGCCCAAAGAACUUCGAUGCAUUGUACCUCGCUGCCAAGGACGACCGGGCUCAUGAGUGGCUGGGGGACAACCUCGAGUUCCGGCUGCUGGGGGAUGAGAUCGAUUUCGAAGAGUAUGACGAGCAGGGCACAGCCGGGACAAGCUGGAUGACCUCUCUGAAGUUUUUUGGGAUCGACCACGGCGAGCUUGUGCGGAUUCUCUGCGGCUUGGUGCUGCUGGGCCAACUGCAGUUCGGCGGCGAGCCCUUGCAGUGCCAGCCUCCAGGCGCCCUGGAUGCUGUGGCCAACGCUUUGGGCGUGGGUGCGGGCAAGCUGCUGGCCGCCCUGCUAGGCGGCACAGCAGAAGAGGCCUCCCAGCGCAGAGAUGCAGCCUUGCAGGAGCUCUACCACCGCCUGGUGCACCUGGUGCUGAGGCAGCUGAAUGCCAAGGUGGCCGGGGAGGCCCAGGCCACGCCGCAGAGCAUGAAGAUCCUGGAGGUGCCCAGCGCGCUGGACGCUAAAGGCUUCCACGGCAUGGCGCUGCAGCGCCUCACGGAGGCGCGCUUCGCGCACAUGCUGGCCAUUUGCCGGCCUGAGGACAGCGAUGGCCUGCAAGAUGAGUCGGAGCAGCAGGCCGCUGCCCAGGGCGCGGCUUUGCAGGCCUGGCGGCUGCUGCGCCAGCCCAAAGAGUCACAGGAGCCAGUCACCAUCCGCGGUGCUUGCGGAGAAGCGCAGUACGUGGUUGAUAAGAGCUUUGUCACCGCUGCGGAGGGCGGAGGGAACGGUGCAGGUCCGAUGCUGGAGGCCUUGUCCGAAUCCAGCUGCAAGUACCUCCGCGAGAUCACCAACUCCUUGGCGGUGAAGCCGGCGUCGGGCACGGAUGCUGCGGAGGAGGCCCUGAAGGCGUUGUCCAGCUGCCUGGAGCCGAAGGCGAAGGCCAAGACUUGGCCGGUGUGCUGCCUGCGGCCCAACGACCUUGGCGCCGCUGACAGGGUGAGCCGGCCAGUGCUGCUGCAGCAGGUGAGGCACCUACGCCUGGCGGAGGCGGCCCAGCUGGCGGAGAAGGGCGUGAACGAGAUCUGGUCUCUGCAGAGCUUCCGGGCGCGCUACGCGAAGCUGGCGCCCACCUUGGAGGAGUCCGUGGAGGACGAGGCAGCGUGCCGGCUCUUGGUGAAGGCGGCGGGCGGGGACAAGGGCCACGUGGCGGAGAGCGUCUUCGGAGGCAAGCGCCCCGGCGGGAAAGCGAUUCAGUCUCAAUUUCAACUCUGA